Messenger RNA from Carlito syrichta (Philippine tarsier), 6566 nucleotides. It is a transcript of the gene CLCN4, whose product is annotated as chloride voltage-gated channel 4. The coding region runs from base 253 to 2535 and encodes 760 amino acids. Gene Ontology annotation, molecular function: voltage-gated chloride channel activity. The record is from RefSeq and is a predicted model, not a curated record. The transcript has 12 exons. Lineage: Eukaryota; Metazoa; Chordata; Mammalia; Primates; Tarsiidae. Gene Ontology annotation, cellular component: synaptic vesicle; early endosome; membrane. Gene Ontology annotation, biological process: transmembrane transport; chloride transport.
CCGGGCAAGGCGCACACGUCCAGCGCAUCACCCUAAGGGGAGGCCAGGGCGGCCUCGCGACCCUCAUCUUCUGGGACCUCCAGGGUCUCCCCCACCCCGCGCCGCCCCUCUCUGAACCGUCACGUGGCAGCGUGGGCCCCGCCCCCGGUGACGUCACGGAGCCUGCAGCCUUCGUGCUGAAGAAAGGAUGCUCUAGGAUGCUGGCCAGGUGGGCGGCCUCCGGCACGAUGCAGCACUGCAGGUGUAACUAGCAUGGUCUAUGCAGGAGCGAUGAGUGGCUCUGGAAACCUGAUGGAUUUCCUCGAUGAGCCGUUCCCUGAUGUGGGGACAUAUGAGGACUUUCACACCAUCGACUGGCUAAGGGAAAAGUCCCGGGACACCGAUAGACACAGGAAGAUAACCAGCAAAAGCAAGGAGUCCAUAUGGGAGUUCAUCAAGAGUUUGCUGGACGCCUGGUCAGGCUGGGUGGUGAUGCUGCUCAUUGGUCUGCUGGCGGGCACCUUGGCUGGGGUCAUCGAUCUCGCCGUCGACUGGAUGACAGAUCUGAAGGAGGGGGUCUGCCUGUCUGCCUUUUGGUACAGCCAUGAGCAGUGCUGCUGGACUUCCAAUGAGACCACCUUUGAGGACAGGGACAAGUGUCCCCUGUGGCAGAAAUGGUCGGAGCUGCUGGUAAAUCAGUCAGAGGGUGCCAGUGCUUACAUUCUGAAUUACUUAAUGUAUAUCCUGUGGGCGCUGCUGUUUGCGUUUUUGGCCGUCUCCCUGGUGCGUGUAUUCGCGCCAUACGCCUGUGGCUCUGGUAUACCAGAGAUAAAGACCAUUUUGAGCGGCUUUAUCAUCAGGGGCUACUUGGGGAAGUGGACCCUGCUAAUCAAGACGGUCACCCUGGUGCUGGUAGUGUCCUCCGGCCUGAGCCUUGGGAAAGAAGGGCCGCUGGUGCACGUGGCUUGUUGCUGUGGCAACUUCUUCAGCAGCCUUUUCUCCAAGUACAGCAAGAAUGAGGGCAAGAGGCGUGAGGUGCUUUCAGCUGCAGCAGCUGCUGGAGUCUCCGUUGCCUUUGGUGCGCCAAUUGGGGGUGUGCUUUUCAGUCUAGAAGAGGUCAGUUACUACUUUCCCUUGAAGACUCUGUGGAGGUCGUUUUUUGCGGCCCUGGUGGCAGCCUUUACGCUGCGAUCCAUCAAUCCCUUUGGGAAUAGCCGCCUUGUUCUGUUUUAUGUGGAAUACCACACACCCUGGUACAUGGCUGAACUCUUCCCCUUCAUCCUUCUUGGAGUCUUUGGGGGCUUGUGGGGAACGCUCUUUAUCCGCUGCAACAUCGCCUGGUGCAGGAGGCGUAAAACCACCAGGCUGGGGAAGUACCCGGUGCUGGAGGUUAUCGUGGUGACGGCCAUCACUGCCAUUAUCGCUUACCCCAAUCCCUACACGCGCCAGAGCACCAGUGAGCUCAUUUCUGAGCUGUUCAAUGACUGUGGGGCGCUCGAGUCCUCCCAGCUCUGUGACUACAUCAAUGACCCCAACAUGACCCGGCCUGUGGAUGACAUUCCGGAUCGGCCAGCUGGUGUCGGUGUUUACACGGCUAUGUGGCAGCUGGCCCUGGCGCUGAUCUUCAAAAUCGUUGUUACCAUAUUUACCUUUGGCAUGAAGAUCCCAUCAGGCCUCUUCAUCCCCAGCAUGGCUGUGGGAGCGAUGGCAGGCAGGAUGGUAGGAAUUGGUGUGGAGCAGUUGGCGUACCACCACCAUGACUGGAUCAUCUUCAGGAACUGGUGCAGACCCGGGGCAGACUGUGUCACACCAGGACUUUACGCAAUGGUGGGAGCUGCAGCCUGCCUAGGUGGAGUUACCAGGAUGACGGUGUCCUUGGUGGUUAUCAUGUUUGAAUUAACAGGGGGUCUGGAGUACAUCGUGCCCCUGAUGGCAGCGGCUGUGACCAGCAAGUGGGUAGCCGAUGCCUUUGGGAAAGAAGGCAUCUACGAGGCCCACAUCCACUUAAACGGCUACCCAUUCCUCGAUGUGAAGGACGAAUUCACCCACCGCACUCUGGCCACUGACGUCAUGCGGCCCCGGCGGGGAGAGCCACCACUGUCGGUGCUCACCCAGGACAGCAUGACUGUCGAGGACGUGGAGACACUCAUCAAGGAGACCGACUACAAUGGCUUCCCUGUAGUGGUCUCUAGAGACUCUGAGCGCCUCAUCGGAUUUGCCCAGAGGAGGGAACUGAUUCUUGCCAUAAAGAAUGCCAGACAGAGGCAGGAAGGCAUCGUGAGCAAUUCCAUCAUGUACUUCACGGAGGAGCCCCCUGAGCUGCCGGCCAACAGCCCACACCCCCUGAAGCUGCGGCGAAUCCUGAACCUCAGCCCUUUCACAGUCACAGACCACACCCCAAUGGAGACAGUGGUGGACAUCUUCCGGAAACUGGGUCUCCGGCAGUGCCUGGUGACGCGGAGUGGGAGACUUCUUGGCAUCAUCACGAAAAAGGAUGUUCUGAGACAUAUGGCCCAGAUGGCGAACCAGGACCCCGAAUCCAUCAUGUUUAAUUAGCAACAAGGUGGCAAUUAUUUUGAGAAAAACACUGACUAUGUCAUUUUAAAACAAAUAAAUGAUAUAUUAUUAUCCCAAUGAAAGAUCAUGCACUGGGGACACUAGAAACAAAAGCUUUGUUUGAAAGGAGGGGACGAAGGAUGAAACCUUUAAAAAAAACAAACAAAAUGAAAAUAUCAAUUAGUAGACAUUUUUUAGCUUCAACCCCAUAUGAGUUUGGAGCUGUGUUUCCUAAUGAGUUUGCUAACUGCUGUGGGGGCAUGUGGGUGGGUGUCAGUGAUGUCUGUAUGAGGACGUGGAGCACGAAUGCUGACUCGAGAAACUUUGACCCCUUCUGCUUAGGGCUGAUGUUUGUAACUUACAGACACAUGUGAAGCUUUGAGUUCAGAAGGCAAAGUGACGUCGGUGUGUCAGCGUCCUUAUUUAUCGAUUCCUGAAGUUUUGCUGCUAUGUUACUGAAUAAUACUAAAGAUACUUACUUUGUUGGAAAAGAAAAAGAAAUUAAAUUUGAACACAGUGAAAACUGCAAGUAUGCCAGUGGGUUUACUCACGCCCAUCCCAUUUCUUGCUCCUGUUCUCAGCCUGUGAUCUGGCUUAUCCAUCAGUUUCGGAACCAACAUCAGGGGUGCCACCAUGAUGAGUGUGAAGAAAUCAUUUCUCUAUGCAAGACUGGCAUCUGGGAGCACACGAUGGACUGUUGGAGUGUGUUGUGCUGCACUGUGUCUCCACCCAUACACAGGGACACAUCUUGAUUUUGAGGAUCUAUACUCUGAUAAUUGAUUUGCAACUCCACUGCAUCUGCUUCAUUUAUUUAUUGCUGUUGCUUGUGCAUUCUUAAAUACUGGGCUACUCAGCACUUCCGUGGAUCAUAGCCUGUGUGUCCCCAGCCUGGUAUAAGCGUGCUUUCAUUUCCAAGUAGCAUAUGCAAAAGUCAAAACAAGCUACCUAGUGUUACUACUUAUUUUUCCUCUCAGGUCUUAUCAGAUAUGGCUUUGGAGAGGGUGAGGCAUAUGAGUUCUCAGUGGGAACUCCUCCAAGUGGUUUGCAAGAGAAAUACUAAAUUGAUUCUAAAUUUGUUCCAUUCUCUUCUCUGUAGGAUGCAAAAUGGCCUGUUUUAAUGUGUAAGCAUGCACUUUUAUAUGAACAAUCACAGCACAGGAGGACAGUGUUAUGUUUUAUACAGCCAGUUUGAGCAUUGGGAAUCUUUGUAUUUGAACUUGACACAUUUAUUCAUUUAGUCAGGAUUUCUGUCUUUUCUGUGGAAAGGAAUUAAGCUGUGUUUUAGGUCCACUGUAUGACCUAUGUAAAUAAGAUGAUCCCACUUCCCUUUCAUUUUAGUCUUUGCUUCCUCCUUUUCACUAAAUCAUCCUCAUCCUUUUCAAUCUUAUUGUCAUUGGAUAGUGAUGUAUCUGUUGGGUGUGCAUUUGGCUGCAAAUAACAGAAAACCCAAUAAACAUUGAAGGGCUGCCUAAGAAGCCUGAGAGAUGGCCACUCCAGGACUGUUUACUUAAUAUCAUCAAGGAACCACAUCUUUUAGUUAUUUCUUUUUUGCCAUGCUUACCCUUUGUCCUUUGGCUCUUUAUCUCAUAGUCUUGAGAUGGUUGCUGAACUACCAGGUAUCAAGUCCGUUUUCUAAGUGGGAAGAGGAAGGGAGAGGCAAGAAACUAGUUACAAUGUCUCUAUCAGGAAAGCAAAGCUUCCCUUGAGAUGCUUACCUCAUAUCUGUUGGCUAGAAAUCUGUCAUGUGGUUUUCUUCCCCUAGCUGCACACUAGUGUGGAAAGAAACAUUUUUAGCUGGACAUGUUGCUCUCUGUAUGAACUUCAGAUUCUCUCACUAAGGAAAGGGAGCUAGUCCUUGGUAGGGGAAGGUGGUUGCUGUAUUGGAUGCUAUCACUGUGUCCUUGUCAUCAUCCUUCCUGUCUUCUCUACUCUUUCUUGCCAAACUCCUACAAACACACUUCCAACCUUUUUGCUCUUCGCCUCUUCUCUUAGAUUUGACCUAGACUUCCUGACCACAAUCCAUUUUUCUUUGCCCUAAUAAGCAUUUUCAUUUUGGAUAAAAACUUGGCUACGAGUGGGUUUCUAUGAAACAUCUAGUUAAUAUAUGAAAAUGUAUUUUCUCUGGGUUAAGAAAUUUUAAGUCAUGCUGACACACUAUAGAAAAUUUGUUCCUGUAAUUCACUGGCCGCCUCCAGAAUAACAUCAAACAGCCACUUCAGUGUGGAAACAUCUAGUCAAUAGUAGAUAGUUUAAUCUUUGGUCCUAUAAUAGAAUGAAAUUUAUUGUCUCAUUUAUAGCACAUAAGCCUUGAGCAACAGAUCCUUAUGUUAGCAUUGUUGUUGUAGUUUCCACAGAACAUUUGCAAGUGAAGCUGGCUUCUCCUGGACUUUGAAUCCUAGCAGGUCUUAAAGAUAGCUUCAUGUAGUUCCUCUUCUUAUUCCCGUGUGGUCCCCUUGGAGAUGGCCUGUAAUGGGAAAGAGUAUUAGUCAUAGUCUGGCUUUAUAUAAUCCAGGAGGUCCUUUUAGCUGAAGAAAGUAGCUUCAAAAGGGAACAUGAAACAGUGAACAGAUAGCCAGAGGUCAGUGAAACCACAGCAUUUCUUUCUAAUCCAGUUGAGGCCAUGGAGGGUAAUAAAAGGAUAGUUUACUUUGGGCCAAGGUCAUGGAGAGGGAGCUUGGGAUUUGUGUCCUUUUCCCCAAUGCUUAGUGUAGAGAUAUCUGUGAACUCUUAUUUUCCUUUGCAAGUUGAUCUUCCAAUCUGUUAUGGGGUUCAGGCUCUCCUCAACAGAAGACCAGGAUAAGGUGGGUGGGUUAAGGUCAAGGAUGAAGAGCCUGCAGUAGGAACUACCACAGUGAAUUGCCUCCUCCCAUGGAGACUUAACUCAGUCAUGUGGUCCACUCAUCCAAGGGCUGAGGGUCUUAGACAAACUACAUGGGGGAACAUGCUGCUAUGCUCUGUUUCUGUUUCUCAUGAGAGUGCAGGGGUAGGGAUUUCGAGGGUAUUUGCUUUAUCCAAACACGAAAUUUUGAUCUACGUUACUUGGUGAUCUAAUGAGCAGAACUGGACCAUGGCAGGUAUAAACAUCUUUCAGAAUAAUCGUUUUUUUUCUUUUUCAAAACCAAAGGCUUUAGACCUUUGUAGAACAUUUUGGGUUCUUUUGGACUCAGUUUUUAAUGUAAAACAUCAAUACAUUGUGGAAAAGCAACUCUCUCAUGAGGCACAUCACCUGUUUCUUGCUCUCCCUCGCUAUUACUGAAGAAACGUGUUGCAGAAAAGCACCAACUAAGGGGGCCCUGGAAGUGACAUGCGUGUUUCUUCUAAGUGGUUUACAGUACAUCCUUUGGGAAUGCAGAUACUUUGUGGUUUUUAGGGACAGGUGAAUGUGCUAGAAGUCUGUCGUUCAAUGUUUAGUGCUUGCUGUUUGAAUUAGGCAGUCUCAAAGUUCUCUAUUCAGUCUUUCUCAAAGACCUUACAAGAAAAAGAUGUGUAAAUAGACAGAUUUUGAGCCCUAAUAAGUCACAGAAACUGAAAAUUUUAGAGCAGUUUGUUUCACUUAGGUGAGAACUGAUUACUUUAAAUUACCAACAUGUGCAAAUUCUGCUUUGUAUUCCUUAUUAGAUGCUGAGCUGGAAAAGAUGAGAAAUGCAAGGAGAACGAUUGAAUUACCACAUAAUUGUAAUAUUAUGCUUUCAUUUAAAUUUCACAUGAGCAGUGUUUUUAUCAGACUAAGCCUCUAGCCUUUGAAAUGAUUUACAUGAGGAGGGAAGCUUGUAUAUCUGACUGGGGAAACAUUAAGCAGACCCCAUUUUUACCGGUGUGGUAAUAACUAUUUAUUUGCCAUCCUAGAGGUGCUGGAAUGAGCCUAUGUGUGACUUUUAUGAGAUAUAUUCACAUUUGGUGUUGGAACGACCACAUAGCAAUGUGUUGGGUUUUUUUUAUGGUAACACUCUGUGUAAACGUUGACACCUUAUUAAAAAUUAAAUGUUUGAACUCUAUUUUUAAAAAUAAAACAAGCACAGAGUUCUCAACAA